Messenger RNA from Owenia fusiformis, 1260 nucleotides. The record is from the annotation of a GenBank genome assembly. NCBI's taxonomy places the organism in Eukaryota, Metazoa, Annelida, Polychaeta, Sabellida, Oweniidae.
AUACAAACAUAUUGAUCGUGCAGUUACUGCUUAACUCUUCCACUCCGCAUUCAUCAGCACACAAUAUUUAAGGCACAAAAAGAAAUACGACUUAUAUUUGAGAAUGAUAGAGGAUAUAGAGGAGGAAAAUGCGACCUAGUAGAACCUAGAACCUCAAAGAUGGAUGUAAUCCUUUUUGAAAUGUAUGUCACAGCUAACAAGGGACCAAUUGAUUGAACUCAAUGCCCGUAUAUCAGUGUUACUGACAUUGCAUGGAAUCCAAGAUGUCAACUGCUGCAUUGCGGAAGAUGACCUGCUAGGAGAAGCAAGUUAUGAGGUGCUCAUACAGCAUCUCGAGGAAAGGUUGGCUCGGUUAGAAAGACAUGGAGGAAAUGAAACUGCCCUUGUGAUGCCUCCUCCAAACAUUUGCUCAGUUAAACAUGGACCGCUCAAAGAUGCUAACCUCCACUGGCUGGCAAUGCAUAUAACUGACCAGCAAAGGAAAGGUGUUCAAGAAAAGGGCUGGUUUGACCUGCACAGAGCAUUUAACAUGAGUGCUGAGGCUCUUGAUCAGGUGUUGGCCUAUCUGGGCGAAGCAUCAGACCUGGUCAUUACGUCUACCAUACUUUGUAUUGGAAGGGAGAAACUAGGAGGCGAUUUUGACAAUUUUUGUAAAAUAAUUAAAAAAUCCGGAUUUGAACUAGAAGCAAAUUCACUAGUAAACAAGUGUGCCUAGAAUGUAAAAAUGUGAAGAACAUUCCAUUGUAUUGAAAAUGCUUAAAAGGAAAAAUGCUUAUAUAUUGUUGGUUUAUAAAUCAAAAUGGCUUAAGUGGAUCACUGUUUAGAGUUAAUCUGAACAAAAAGUAUUUAUAAAUAAGCAUUGCAGCUGUUGGAUCUAAAUAACAAUACAUUAAGGCCCACAAUGGAUGGUGAAAAAAAUGAAAAACUGUUUGCCCAGUGCAUUUGUUGAUAAUGAUACAUUUUAUUAAAUUAUUUUAUUAUAUAUUGAAAGUAUAUCAUACAUAUAUAUUAGAGUUGUUUUGUUGAGGGAUAACUGAUCCAUCAUAUGUUAAUUUAUUUUAUAUCGAAAAAUAUCAUAUUGAUACCCAGACCAUCACCCUCAGUCAAUACAAUAUUUUCCUUAGCCAAUAUCAUAUUUUCCCUCAGAAUGAAAAUUCAUUUUCCAUCCCGCCCCUCCCAUUAAACAACCUCUAUUUUAUGAUAUUUCCAUAUGUAUUAUAGAGUAUAUUAUAGUAAAAUAAACUAUUGUAAAAACAUUCA